Messenger RNA from Stegostoma tigrinum, 6223 nucleotides. RefSeq names its product androgen-induced 1 (H. sapiens) (gene aig1). The transcript is spliced from 6 exons. NCBI's taxonomy places the organism in Eukaryota, Metazoa, Chordata, Chondrichthyes, Orectolobiformes, Stegostomatidae. Gene Ontology annotation, cellular component: membrane; endomembrane system. Bases 28 to 747 code for a protein of 239 amino acids. The record is from RefSeq and is a predicted model, not a curated record.
GAGACAAGCAGCAUCAGCAGCAGCAACAUGGCUCUCAUCCCCUCCCAGGUCCUGAGGGUUGCUAUCCUGCUCUCCUACCUCUCCAUCCUCUGCAAUUUCAAAGCCCUCGACAUCCCAGCUCACCAAACAUACGGCGGCAGCUGGAAAUUCCUAACAUUCAUAGACCUGGUGAUACAGACUGUGUUCUUUGGAAUCUGUGUACUGACGGACCUCUCGAGUCUCCUUACUCAAGGCACUAACGACCGAGAGCAGCAGAGACAGCUCAGGAAACUGAUCUUUCUCAGAGACUGGGUGAUGGCUGUCCUGGCAUUCCCUGUGGGUGUGAUGGUGGUGACACUGUUCUGGACCUUGUACCUAUACGAUCGGGAGCUGGUUUAUCCAAAAAUCCUGGACAGUUUUAUACCACCAUGGAUUAACCAUGGAAUGCACACUACAGUCCUUCCCUUCAUUCUAAUUGAAAUGAGGACAACACAUUAUGAUUAUCCCAACAGGAAGUCAGGCCAGGCUGCAGUUAGCAUCUUUUCGACUGGAUAUAUCUUAUGGAUUUGCUGGAUCCACCAUGUCACAGGAAUGUGGGUCUAUCCAUUUCUCGACCACCUCUCCAACAUUCUGAAGGUUAUUGUCUUUGUUGCAUUGUUCAUUGCUAUCAACGUACUAUACGUGGUGGGUGAGAUGUUGAACAGUUUCAUCUGGGAUAAGUCAAGAUAUACAGAAGAAAAGCUUGACAGCAAGAACAAAAUGGACUAACACAAGAUAAAAGAGAUUAUAAUGUGAAACUGCGGAGUGAAGUCAUUUAUUCCAACCCAUCAAAAAAAAGAAACAGACAUUACAGUAUCUAAACAAUGCCAUGGAAUCACAGUCAUUAACCUCACGAACUUCAACCCAGCCAGCUUGGUUGGAGCUAAAUCACCUGACUAAUGAGAUCGCAGCAUCAAAACGGUCAUUGGUUAAUUCGUAAUAAGUAACAAUUCACAGUUGUCAAAUUACAGAGGUUGAGUUUAAAGAGGUGUGAACUGUUGAGACAAGAGUGUAGACUUUCCAAUUAAUGUGGUGUUUAUUUUCAACACCAGUGCUAACACAGUUAUUUUAAAUGGAUCCACAUUGGCAUUAUGUCAAGGACAUCAACAAAGCCUGGUUAAGAGAGAACCAGCUUCACACCAUGUUAUCUCUGGUUAAGAGAGAGCUGUGUUUUUUAGAAAGCUCCAUAUUCCCAUCUUUCCAACUCCCUUUCACAAUGUUGCAUCUCUGUGAGAACCUUCAGUUUGUUGCUUGAUGCGUUGUUGUAAUAUACACAAGGUACUGUAGCCCUCUGUUUUCCUUGAGACUGAAUUCUUACACCUUCAACAAUUGACCUUUUUCCUUUUCUUCCCCUUAAUUUUAAAAUUCUCAUCCUUGUUUUCAAAUCCCUCAUGGUCUCAUCCCUCUUUACCUCUGUCAUCUCCUCCAGCCUCUCCAUUUUUGAAGACAUCUGCACUCCUCCAAUUCAGGCCUGGUGAGUAUUGUUGAUUUUGCUUCCCCAUAACCUGACCUUCUGGAAACUAGCCCCUACAACUCUGUCAUUAAAUAACUGACUCUUUCUUUACCAUCAAGGCACUCCUUAAAACCUACCACUUCAAUCAUGCUUUUGUCCAUCUGCCCUAAUGAGUCAAAUGUUCUUUGAUCGUGCUUGGGGGUGUAACGGUUUAGUGAUAUUAUCACUGGGCUCUUAAUCCAGAGAUCCCAGGUAACAUUCUGGGAACCUGGGUUUGAUUCCCACUAUGGCAGGUAGUGGCAUUGGAAUUUAAUAGAUAUAUUGAGUUAAAAAUCUAACGGUAACCAUGAAUCCAUUGUUGAUUGAUGGAACAACACAUCUGGUUCACUAGUAUCUCUUAGGGAAGGAAAUUGCCAUCUUUACUUGCCCUGGCCGACAUAUGACCCACAGCAAUGUUGUUGGCUCUUAACUGCCCUCUGGGCAAUUAGGGAUAGAUAAUAAAUGCUGCCUGGGCAGCAACACCCUCAUCCUGUGAAUCAAUAAAAUGAAAUAUUCCUGUAAAACACCGUGGGAGGUUUUCCUAUGUUAAAAGUGCUGAAUAAAUUCACCUUGUUGCCCAAUUUAAGGGCUUCAAUUAGCAGUGGGUUUAGCAAGGUCAUCCACAAGCCAUCCUACCCAGGAUUUUACUGAGGUAGGGGUGAGAAAGUGGCAGGGUCCGCUCCCACCCGAUCAAAUAUUCCAUCCCCAGCCCAUCACCAGCCACGCUGUAGGAAAGUGCAGUCAGAUUCCAACGCUUAAUGACUGUGGCUUUUCAUCAGAACUGGCAAAAUGGGAUAGGUUUCAAACCAGGGAAAGGUGAAAGAAAGGAAGGUCAGCAAUCGAUUGGAAGGUGAGUGGGAUUAAAUGAUACAAGUAUUGGCAGUGCUGGGGCAACAGAAUAGUACUGGGACAAAUGGGAAAUAAAUGCAUCUAGAGGAGGAGUGAAUGGUGGAAUAGUGAACAGUUCCCAUUUAGAAGCAAUAUGGGAAGAUGAAAACAAGAUUAAGACCAAAGAGAAGGGGAUAUAGGAACAGGAGUAGGCCAUUCAGCCCCUUUAGUCUGUUCCACCAUUCAGUGAGAUGAUGGUUGAUCUGUACCAGCUUUGGCUCAUAUCCCUGAAUGCCUUUGCUUAAUAAAAAAAAAGGAGAUCUAUUUCAAAUUUCAAAUUUAAACUGAUUGAGCAUCCACCGUCAUCUGUGGAAGAGAGUUCCAAACAUCUACCACCCUUUGUGUAGAGAAGUGCCUCCUAACAUCUCUCCGGAAUAGUAUGGUCCGAACUAAACUACAUCCCCUGAGUUUUAGAAAGGAACCAAAACAGGAAAGCUGUAAAGCUUUGAAUCGAACGAUUCCUUACAGUGAGCAUCAUUGGAAGAGCAGGAAGGGGACUAAAGGCAGUGAGGUGACCAUAAAACAUACCAUGAUGUUCCCUGAGAAGUGCCCAGCUGCCUCAAUAUUGUCCAUAGGCAGAAGUGCAACAGGGAAGGUCCUUUUAAACCCAGAUUGUGAACUUAACUCAUGUCUCUAUGAAUAGCCCCUCUGUAACUGUUCAUCAGGGCACUGCUUUAAAGACCAUAAGAACAUUGAACUGGAUUAGACCAUUCAGACCAUCAAGUCUGCUUUUCAUACAAAGAAAUUUUGGCUUAUCUGAUAAACAUUUUGAGAUGUGGUAAUAUUAAUAAUUGGGCUGGAUGGAGUAGAUGAGGAAAGAAUGUUCCCGAUGUUGGGGAAGUCUAGAACUAGGGGUCACAAUCUAAGAAUAAGGGUUAAGCCAUUUGGGACUGAGAUGAGGAAGAAUUUCUUCACUCAGAGAGUUGUGAACCUGUGGAAUUCUCUCCCACAGAAAGCUGUUGGGGCCAGUAGACAGUAAGGAUGGCAGGCGCUGGAAACUUGGGUCAAUAAAUGUGGGUCUGGAAAAGCACAGCAGGUCAGACAGCAUCCGAGGAGCAGAAAAGGCCAAAACCCCUCAUCAGGACUGAGGGUAGGAGGGUGGAGGGAGCCCAGAAAUAAAUAGACGGGCGGUGAGGUUGGAAGGUGGGGUAGGUGAGAUGGAGAUAGGUGGAUGCAGGUGGAGAGUUACUGUGGUUGGUCAAUGGGAAGGCUGUAGCAGAUUGAUGAGUCUGAAGAUGGACAGGGUAGAGGAGGUAAGAUUUCAAAGCUGGUUGAAGUCAAUAUUCAGGCCAUUGGGCUGUAAGCUCCGAAGGCAAUAUGUCAGGUGGCGUUCUUCCAGUUUACAUUUGGCCUCACCCUGACAAUGGAGAAAGCCAAGGAUGGACACGUCACCAGGAGAGUGGGACGGGGAGUUAAAGUGGACGGCAGCCAGAAUGUCGGGUUAGUUGGGCAGAGCGCAGAUGCUCCGCAAACCCAGAGUUCAUUAGAUAUAUUCGGGAGGGAGCCACCUAGUUCUCUAAUGUUCUUCAGGGAAGGAAACUGUCAUCCUUACCCGGUCUGGCCUGUGCUUGACUCCAGACCCACAGCAAUUUUAUCAACUCUUAAUUGCCUUCUGGGCAAUUAGGGAUGGGGCAGUAAACACUGGCCCAGCCUGGGAUGCUGACAUCCCAUAAAUGAAUAAAAAAUAAACAUGCCUCUUGCAGCUAAAAGGAUCAAGAGGUAUGGAGAGAAAGUGGGAGUGGGAUACUGAAAUGGCAUGAUUAGCCAUGAUUGUAUUGAAUAGUGGUGCACGCUCAAGGGGCUGAAUGGCCUAGCCCUGCAUCUGUUUUAUGUUUCAAUUUUAGAGUUUCUACAUUGGGUUCAAACAAUAAUUAUGGCACAAACUGUGCCCAAAGGUAUGCCCAUUUCAAAGCGUGGAUGCUAUUGUAUAGUUUCUUAGGCCUAGAGCUCAAAUGCAUUUGCAGAUCACCAAAACCUACCAUGAAUCAAUUAGUGUUUUAAAGUGUAAUGAUUUUUUAAAAAAAGUUUAAAAGUAUCCUUGAUAUAUGAAACUUGAUGCAAUGGAGUGGGGAAAUGGGUUUAUUACAAAGUAUUUUUAAUGACAGUGUCAAGCACUUGUGAGUGGGAAGGAGAAAGUCACCAUUCUCAUUACAAUGAGAGAACAUUGUCAGGGCUGGAGGGUUGAGCUAUAGGGAGAAGCUGAAUAAGCUGGCGCUAUUUUCCUUGGAGCGUUCAGAGGCUGAGGGGUGACCUUACAGAGGUUUAUAAAAUCAUGAAGGGCAUGGGUAGGGUGCAUAGUCAAGGAGUUUUCCCCAGGAUAGGACAGUGCAAAACUAGAGGGUGUACAUAGAACAUAGAACAUUACAGCACAGUACAGACCCUUCAGCCCUCGAUGUUGUGCCGACCUGUCAUACCGAUCUCAAGCCCAUCUAACCUACACUAUUCUAUGUACCUCCAUAUGCUUAUCCAAUGACGACUUAAAUGUACCUAAAGUUGGCGAAUCUACUACCGUUGCAGGCAGAGCGUUCCAUUCCCUUAAUACUCUCUGAGUAAAGAAACCACCUCUGACAUCUGUCCGAUAUCUGUCACCCCUCAAUUUAAAGCUAUGCCUCCUCGUGCUCGCCAUCACCAUCCUCGGAAAAAGGCUCUCCCUAUCCACCCUAUCUAACCCUCUGAUUAUUUUAUAUGUUUCAAUUAAGUCACCUCUCAACCUUCUUCUCACUAAUGAAAACAGCAAGUCCCUCAACCUUUCCUCAUAAGACCUUCCCUCCAUACCAGGCAACAUCCUAUAAAUCUCCUCCGCACCCUUUCCAAAGCUUUCACAUCCUUCUUAUAAUGCGGUGACCAGAACCGUACGCAAUCCUCCAAGUGCGGCCGCACCAGAGUUUUGUACAGCUGCAGCAUAACCUCAUGGUUCCAGAACUCAAUCCCUCUAUUAAUAAAAGCUAAAACACUGUAUGCCUUCUUAACAGCCCUGUCAACCUGGGUGGCAACUUUCAGGGAUCUGUGUACAUGGACACCGAGAUCUCUCUGCUCAUCUACACUACUAAGAAUCUUACCAUUAGCCCUGUACUUUGCCUUCCGGUUACUCCUACCAAAGUGCAUCACCUCACACUUGUCUGCAUUAAACUCCAUUUGCCACCUCUCAGCCCAGCUCUGCAGCUUAUCUAUGUCUCUCUGCAACCUACGGCAUCCUUCGUCACUAUCCACAACUCCACCGACCUUAGUGUCGUCUGCAAAUUUACUAACCCAUCCUUCUACACCCUCAUCCAGGUCAUUUAUAGGUUUAAGGUUUAAGGUAACAUAAAAGGGAUAUAAGGGGAAACAUUCACACAGAGGGUGGUGCGUGUAUGGAAUGAGCUGCCAGAGGAAGUGGUGGAGGCUGGUAUAAUUACAACUUUUAAAAGGCAUCUGGAUGGGUACAUGAAUAGGAAGGGAUUGAAAGAAUAUAAGCCAAAUGCUGGUAAAUGGGGCUAGAUUUAUUUAGGAUAUCUGGUCAGCAUGGACGAGUUGGACAGAAGGGUCUGUUUCCAUGCUGAAUAUCUCCAUGACUGAAUGUCUGGUGAGUGGGCAAAUGCAUAGCGAUGCAAUAUAAUGUGGAUAAAAGUCAGAUUAUCCACUUUGGUAGCAAAAAUAGGAAGGCAGGUUAUUGUCUGUAAGUUGAGAGAGGGGUUUGUUCAAUGAGACCUGGGUGUCCUAGUGCGCUCGUCGCUGUAAGUAAGCAUCCUCCAUUGCAAUGUUCACUAUCUUCAAAAAUCUCUCAGAUACAACAAAGAACUGUGGAUAUGGGAGAUCCAAAACAAAUAAAAUCAGAAAUUGAAUGGA